This is a messenger RNA of Topomyia yanbarensis, 1180 nucleotides long. RefSeq names its product fatty acid hydroxylase domain-containing protein 2-like. The transcript has 3 exons. Gene Ontology annotation, biological process: sterol biosynthetic process. The record is from RefSeq and is a predicted model, not a curated record. The coding region runs from base 161 to 1072 and encodes 303 amino acids. Gene Ontology annotation, molecular function: iron ion binding; C-4 methylsterol oxidase activity. NCBI's taxonomy places the organism in Eukaryota, Metazoa, Arthropoda, Insecta, Diptera, Culicidae.
GGUUGCAAGCAAUCCACACUAUUCCAGUCCAGUAACGGUUCGAGACCAAAACAGGUGCAUAGUUGAUUCCGUAGUCAACAAUCGUCCGUAGAGACGAAAGUGUGUUAUUUUGAUACCGCUUCUGGAUAUUGACGAAGACGCCAACGUAGCAAGUGCCAUAAUGUCUGCGGGCAUCGAGAUUUUCGAUCUACCGGCACGACACUUCCGGCUCUUUUGGGGUGCCUCCGGUGAUUUGUGGCAGUCGCUGUGGGAUCGCUUUCUGGAUAUCGUAGGCGAUGAACCGUUCCGUCUAUGGGUCUUCGGCACCCUUGUCUACACCAUGAUCCUCUAUUGGACCAUCGGCUCCGUGUACACCCUAUUCGACAUAACCAACCAGCCGGCCUUCCUACGUCGUUACAAAGUUCAACCGGGUACCAACGAACCCGUGGACAGCGACAGGCUCAAAAAGGUCAUCCGACAGGUUCUGUUCAAUCAAGUUUGCACCGGAAUACCCAUGCUGAUUGGCCUGUUCUACCUGAUUGGUCCACAAACCCAGGAAACAAUUCGCCAACUACCAACCUUCCCGACGGUCGUCUGGCAACUGGCGGUCUGUAUCGUAAUCGAAGAAUUCGGUUUCUACUACAGCCACAGGUUACUGCAUGACGGCCGUAUUUACAAGUACAUCCACAAGCAGCAUCACGAGUGGACAGCUCCGAUUGCUAUUACCGCCAUGUACUCGCACCCGAUCGAGAACCUGGUGAGCAAUUUGCUUCCGAUCGGGGUCGGAGUUUGGGCUACUGGAUGCCACAUUGCCGUCGCCUGGCUGUGGUUUACGUUGGCUAUUUCGAACACGCUUCACGUGCACUCCGGCUAUCAUUUACCGUUUCUGCCGAGUCCAGAGCAGCAUGAUUUUCAUCAUUUGAAGUUUACCCAAUGCUACGGAGUACUCGGGGUACUGGACUGGCUUCACGGAACCAACAGUUUGUUCAUGAGCUCGAAGCAAUCCGAACGGGACUAUAUUUUAACCAAGUUCGUUCCGGUGCGGGAGAUUCAUCCCGAUUCGGAUCAAGUUUCUGUUAAGAAGCGUGAAUGAUCACCAGUUCUUAUGCUAGAUUUCGGUCUGAAAUAAUAUGAUAGUACUACUGAUAUUAUGUUGUAUGGAAUGCUUUUAUAAUAUAGACACACAUGUUUGACUGAUUUA